This is a messenger RNA of Lates calcarifer (barramundi perch), 7365 nucleotides long. RefSeq names its product laminin, gamma 1 (gene lamc1). Lineage: Eukaryota; Metazoa; Chordata; Actinopteri; Centropomidae. The transcript is spliced from 28 exons. The record is from RefSeq and is a predicted model, not a curated record. Bases 431 to 5215 code for a protein of 1594 amino acids.
ACAGGUGUGUGUCACAUCGUGUCGGAGUUUUGGUUUUUGUGGGGUUUUAUUUCAGAGUUGACUCGGAAGUUGCCGGAGUGUCCUCUGCGCCUCAGACCUGCGCAGUAGCGGACUGGGUGUAGUCUGGAGUCCCGUCUUUUCCUGCUGGAUUUGUUGCAUGGCGGCGGACACAAAGAGCUGAGGCCCGAGCCCAGACCCCCACACAGCAGCACAGCCGGGAGACGAGCUCUGGACGCGGCCUGGAGCAGAGAAAAGCCGCCGCUGCUCAACUUUCCCGCAGGAUCUGACUUGAUGCGUUUACUGGUUCCCUCUGGAUUCUGACGGUGACCGGAUAAGUUGCCGCAAACUUUGGACGAGUUGAGGGAGAGUUAGAGUCGGAGCCGCGCAGAGAUUUUUCUGGUCGAGGAGGAGGACGCGGAGGACGGAAAAAAUGCGAAGUUUGAUCCGGGCUCUGGUCGCUUGGAGCUGGGUGGCGGUGUGCGCCCGCGCCGCCAUGGACGAGUGUUCGGACGAGCAGGGCAGACCGCAGCGCUGCAUGCCCGAGUUCGUGAACGCCGCUUUUAACGUGACGGUGGUGGCGACCAACACCUGCGGCUCUCCGCCCGAGGAGUACUGCGUGCAGACCGGCGCCACCGGGGUCACCAAGUCCUGCCACAUCUGCGACGCCCGGGACCCCCGGAACCACCACAGCGCCGUGUACCUGACCGACUACAACAACCAGCAGGACACCACCUGGUGGCAGAGCCAGACCAUGCUGGCGGGGAUCCAGUACCCGAACUCCAUCAACCUCACCCUGCACCUCGGUAAGGCCUUCGACAUCACCUACGUCCGGCUAAAGUUCCACACCAGCCGGCCCGAGAGCUUCGCCAUCUACAAGCGGACCAGCGAGGGGGGGCCCUGGGUGCCGUAUCAGUACUACAGCGGCUCCUGUGAGAAGACCUACCAGAAGCCGAGCCGAGGCUUCAUCCGCACCGGAGAGGACGAGCAGCAGGCGCUCUGUACCGACGACUUCAGCGACAUCUCGCCGCUCACCGGCGGGAACGUGGCCUUCUCCACGCUGGAGGGUCGACCCAGCGCCUACAACUUCGACUACAGCCCCGUCCUCCAGGAUUGGGUGACGGCCACCGACAUCAGAGUGACCCUGAACAGGCUCAACACGUUCGGAGACGAGGUUUUCAACGACCCCAAGGUCCUCAAGUCCUACUACUACGCCAUCUCUGACUUCGCUGUGGGAGGAAGGUGUAAGUGUAACGGCCACGCCAGUGAGUGUGUGAAGAACAGCGGAGGACGGCUGGUGUGUAACUGCAAACACAACACGGAGGGCGACGACUGCAACGUCUGCAAACCCUUCUACAACGACCGGCCAUGGAGGAGAGCGACCGCCGACAAUGCCAACGAGUGUCUGCCCUGCGACUGUAACGGGAAAAGCUCUGAGUGUUACUUCGACGCUGAGCUGUACCGGGCCACGGGUCACGGAGGUCACUGCAGAAACUGCGCCGACAACACCGACGGCCCCAACUGUGAGCGCUGCCUCGACAACUACUACAGAGACCAGAGCGGCAGCCGCUGCCUGCCCUGUGGCUGCAACACUGUCGGCUCGGAGUCUCCUCAGUGCGACAGCAGAGGGAUGUGUGCAUGUAAACCAGGAGUGACCGGAGAGAAGUGCGACCGCUGUCAGCCGGGAUACCACAGUCUGACCGAGGCCGGCUGCAGGCCUUGCUCUUGCUCGCCCUCUGGCAGCACUCAGGAGUGUGACGUCAACACGGGACAGUGUCGCUGUAAAGACCAUGUGGAGGGUUUCAGCUGCGACAGGUGUAAACUGGGUUACUUCAACCUGGACCCCAGCAACCCUCAGGGCUGCACCCCCUGCUUCUGUUUCCAGCACUCGUCUGUGUGCGACAGCGCCGACGGCUUCAGCGUCCACACCAUCAGCUCCUCCUUCUACAGAGAUGACGAGCAGUGGAGCGGUCAGCAGAGAGAUGGAUCCAGUGUCCCGGUGCAGUGGUCUCCCAGCGGACAGGAAAUCUCCCUCGUCUCUGACGACUACUUCCCCAUGUACUUCGUAGCCCCAGAGAAGUUCCUGGGGAACCAGAUGCUGAGCUUCGGACAGAACCUCAGUCUGAGUUUCCGGGUGGACCGGCGGGACACACGUCUGUCGGCCGAAGAUCUGGUUCUGGAGGGAGCUAAUCUGAGGGUAGCCGUCCCCCUCAUCGCCCAGGGCAACGCCUACCCCAACGAGAACAUGCAGACCUACGUGUUCAGGCUCCAUGACAGUGCUGAUUACCCCUGGAGGCCUCCCAUCAGCCAAUCUGACUUCCAGAAACUCCUCCACAACCUGACGGCCAUCAAGAUCCGAGGCACCUACAGCGAGAGGAGUGCUGGUUACCUUGACGACGUCUCCUUGGUAACAGCGAGGCGGGGUCCAGGUGUCCCGGCCCGCUGGGUGGAGCAGUGCACCUGUCCUCAGGGUUACCAGGGUCAACACUGCGAGCAGUGCACUCUGGGAUACCGCCGCGCCCGCCCCGAGCUCAGAGCCUUCAGCCCCUGUGAGCCCUGCAACUGCAACGGACACAGCGACGCCUGCAACCCCGACACAGGUGCGUGCGACUGUCAGCACAACACGGCUGGUUUGAGCUGCGAGCGCUGUAAAGACGGUUUCUAUGGCGAUGCCACCCAGGGGACGUCAGGUGACUGUAAGCCAUGUCCCUGCCCGGCCGGAGCCACCUGCGCCGUCGUCCCCAAGACCAGAGAGGUGGUCUGCACCAACUGUCCCGCGGGAACCACAGGUAAACGCUGCGAGCUCUGUGACGACGGGUUCUUCGGGGACCCUCUGGGUCAGAACGGUCCGGUCCGAGCCUGCAGGGCCUGCAAGUGCAGCGACAACAUCGACCCCAACGCUGUCGGCAACUGCAACCGCGAGACGGGAGAGUGUCUGAAGUGCAUCUACAACACCAACGGCUUCUUCUGCGACCGCUGCAAGGAGGGUUUCUACGGCAACGCCCUGGCCGCCAACCCCGCCGACAAGUGCAAACCCUGCGCCUGUUCUCCCUUCGGCACCGUGGACCAACAGACCAGCUGCUCUCAGGUCACCGGUCAGUGUCCGUGUCUCCCCAACGUCGCCGAGCGCGACUGCAGCGCCUGCGAGCCCGGAUUCUUCAACCUGCAGAGCAGGAAGGGCUGCGAACGGUGUAACUGUAAUCCGAUUGGCUCCACCAACGGUCAGUGUGACAUCACCACAGGACAGUGUGAGUGUCAGCCCGGCGUCACCGGCCUGCACUGUGAACGCUGCGAGGUCAACUUCUUCGGCUUCAGCUCGUCCGGCUGCAAACCCUGCGACUGCGACCCUGAGGGCUCUCAGUCGGGUCAGUGUAAGGAGGACGGUCGCUGCGAGUGUCGGCCCGGCUUCGUCGGAGCUCGAUGCGACAUGUGUGAGGAGAAUUACUUCUACAACCGCUCGGUGCCGGGCUGCCAGCAGUGUCCCUCCUGCUACAGCCUGGUCAGAGACAAGGUGAACCAGCAGAGGCAGAAGCUUCAUGACCUGCAGACUCUGAUCGAUAACCUGGGCUCAGGUCAGGACACGGUCAGCGAUAAGGCCUUCGAGGACCGGCUGAAGGAGGCAGAGAGAGCCAUCAUGGAGCUGCUGGAGGAGGCUCAGACCAGCAAAGACGUGGACCGGGGUCUGUUGGACCGCCUGAACAGCAUCAACAACACUCUGACCACUCAGUGGAACCGGCUGCAGAACAUCCGCAACACAGUGGACGACACCGGCGCUCAGGCCGACCGCGCCCGCAACCGAGUCCGAGACGCCGAGAACCUGAUCGACCGAGCCCGGCAGGAGCUGGACAAGGCCAAGGACGCCGUCAGCAAAGUGGACAUCAAACCUCCCGGCGGGACAGGAGAGCCCAACAACAUGACGCUGCUGGCAGAGGAGGCUCGCAGACUGGCCGACAAGCACAAGAUGGACGCCGAUCAGAUCGAGAAGAUCGCCAAAGACGCCAACGACACGUCGACCAAAGCGUACAACCUGCUGCUGAAGACUCUGGAUGGAGAGAGCAGGACGAGCCAGGAGAUCGACGAGCUCAACAAGAAGUACAACGAGGCGAAGGAGCUCGCCAAGAAUCUGGAGAAACAGGCCAACAAGGUUCAGGCCGAGGCUGAAGACGCUGGAAACAAAGCUCUGAAGAUCUUUGCCAACCUGACCAGCCUCCCACCGUUCGACACCAAAGCUCUGGAGGAUGAAGCCAACAAGAUCAAGAAGGAGGCGUCGGACCUGGACAAGCUGAUCGAUAAGACGGAGAAGGAGUACAACGACCUCAGAGACGACCUGAAGACCAAGGAACAGGAAGUCCGCAAACUGCUGGAGAAAGGAAAGAGUGAGCAGCAGACGGCAGAUCAGCUGUUGGCUCGUGCCGACGCUGCCAAAGCUCUGGCUGAGGAGGCGGCAAAGAAGGGUCAGUCCACCUUCAGAGAGGCCGAGGGCAUCCUGAACGACCUCCGAGACUUUGACAAGAGAGUCAACGACAACAAGACCGCCGCUGAGGAGGCCAUGAAGAAGAUCCCUGCCAUCAACGCCACCAUCAUCGGCGCCAACGAGAAGACCAAGCAGGCGGAGGCAGCGCUCGGCAACGCCGCCAGCGACGCCCGAGAAGCCAAGAAGAAGGCAGAGGAGGCGGAGAAGAUCGCCAGCAACGUGCAGAAGGGCUCAGCCAAGACCAAGGAGGACGCAGAGAAGGCAUUCCAGGACACCAACAAGCUGGACAACGAGGUCAACGACAUGAUGGACCAGCUGAGCGCCGCCGAGCAGGAGCUGGCCAAGAAGAAGGCCGAGGCCGACCAGGAUAUGAUGAUGGCGGGAAUGGCGUCCAGCAAUGCCAAGGAGGCCGAGGACAACGCCCGCAAGGCCAAGAGUGCUGUGAAGAUGGUCCUGAGCACCAUCACCACCCUGCUGGAUCAGCUGGGAAACAUCGACAAAGUGGACCUGAGCAAACUGAACCAGAUCGACGAGUCACUGAAGAGGGCCAAGGGCAAGAUGGCCGACAGCGACCUGGACAGGAAGCUGGCGGAGCUGAAUGACGUGGCGCGGACCCAGGAGGAGAUGAUCGGCGACUACGACCGGCAGAUCCGCGAGAUCCACGCCGACAUCACCAACCUCAACGACAUCAAGAACACGUUACCCGACGGCUGCUUCAACACGCCGUCUCUGGAGAGGCCUUAACCCCGCCCUCCCCCUCCUCCUCCUCCAACACUCCCCCCUUCACGUCUAACACUCGGGCAAACACGCCGACUUUUACCAAAACAGUUUUUUAAACUUUUUGUUUUCAGAUUCUUGUCUUUGAUUUUCUUUUACGAGAGAGAGAGAAGCCAAUAUUUCAAUAACCACGUUCACGGUUUUUAAAGAGAAGCAGCUGAUUUUGUUUCGUCUUUAGGUUGUUUUGUUGUUGUUGUUGUUUUCUCGUUGAGACGCAGUAACGUGGUUAUGGUAGAAUGAACUAAGCGGCGCAGAGAAGCCGUGCAGAGAGGUGGAGGAACCUCGGAGAAAAACCCAGAACCACAAUCCCGACGUGACUGCACCCGUCUGCUCCACAGAACGAAGAUUCACCAACACAGGAAGUUCCUCUCGCCUCCGGGAACCUCUGCUCACGUUCCUCUUUCAGCCAUCACUCCACGGCUACACACUGUCAGAACACACGGUGUUUCUCUGUUUUCUAUUUCAACUCCAGCAUGUUUUCAGAAACCACACAGUGAAGGAAUCCUCUCUUUUCUCCCAAAGCUACAAACAGAGGAAAAGUAUUUCACUUCUCUUUUCUUCGACAGUAUUUUCACCUUCAGCAGGUCGUGUUGUUGUUGUUGUUGUUGUUAAAGUCCCUGAAGUCCCAGAACAUCAGUUUUUAAAAUGUGUAGGAAGUGUUUGGAAUCAAGUUUGGAAACAGGUGAACAUUUGUUCCUCCAGGAUUUCCUGUGUGAACACAUCGUUCUUACAGGAUGUGGCUCUUGUAGAAAGAACUUCUACAACAUGAGAACAAGAUGUUAGAUAGAGUAAGAUCUCUAGGUCCAGAGGAGACCUGAAUCCUGGGGGAACAAGUUAGUAACUUGUUCAUGUGUCAUACCCUCUAAUGUGACAGGAGGAGUGGAUAUAAACCUGAUGUUGGAGGACUUCAGGAGACUGUGUGUGGUAAAUCAGCUCUGACGUUUCUCUCUGGUCAAACAUCGUUUCCUGUUCUGACGUUAGAACUUUGAUUUCUCUGUCGUCUCAGAAGUUGCUGCUUUAUCACUGGUGUUUUGUUUUUUACCAAUCACACAUUAACAUUUUCUUCCAGGCUAAAUCCAACACUAUGCAACUUUGUACAUUUUGCGUAGCGAGAAUUUUAUCUGAUACACUGGUGCUAAUAAUUAUUUCAAAUGUUAUAUUUUUGUGUGAAUGUUUUUUAUUAUUAUGACAUAGAGUGAGGAAUUUGUUAUUUGUGUAAAUAUAUGCGUCAAUGAUUCAGGACUGGCUGAUUUUUAAGAACUAAAAACUCCAACAUGCAAACAGCCACAUUAAGUUCUAUCACAAUCAAUCAACUGAAACCUCCAGGUUAAAUCUAUAUAAAUAUCUAUGAUAACGUCUGUGGUAUGUUAUUAUUAUAAUAUGCUUGCUUGUAUACAAGGCUCCGUGUUGCUGCCUCAUAGCGAUGCCAAUACUUCAUGUGUUUUAUUGAUUCUCUGUGGGUUUCCACUCGUUAAUUCAACCUAACUGAAUAUUUUUGUUGGUUUUUUUUGACCCUCUGAUCGAUCAGGACGUGUUGUUAAAGGGCGUCUCCGCCUCUCGAGUCGUUUUGCUGAAUCUCUCCUCGUGACUCUGGAGAUAAGAAGCUCGGUCACAUGUUGCUACAGUAGCUAACUGUUUUCAUUAGUGUUUUUGUGCCUUAAUAUAAAGUUGGGUUGUAAUCACAGUCCCCGCUGAGGGGGGGCUCCACUUUUAUUUUAUUUCACUGAAAAUGUCCCUCGUCGUCCUCGCUCCUUCACGCCGUCUCCUCGUGUUGGUACUGAAGCAGGGUUCUCUAAAAACCAGGUCCUAAACGGAGCCAAAACCUGAUCCCACUCCAGCAGGUAGAAACCAAACAGUACCAGAGUUUGUUUCGUUUCUCCCUCCACCUGCAGCCUGUGCAGCUCACACAGACAUGAUGUAUAAACAGUAUUUUAAGUUAUAAUGUACCAGUUAUUUGUGUUGUAAUCCUGUUGUCUUAGACGCUGAUGUGUGAGCUGCACCGGCUGCAGGACUCCUCUCCAUGUUUUCAGCCCUGUGAGGACCUGAGUGACCCUGUUUGUCCCCAUGUGCCUGUAAAUCCAAACUUAACAUUUGAAUAAUAAAAAGUUACUACAGGA